GUAGCGAAUGUGUAGUGCAAAUUAUCGAAAAUUGGUGAAAAAAAUGCCUAAUCUAACUUUAUUUGAUGAAAUAUCUCAAAAAACCUAUAUUUUACAAGUAUCGGAGGAGGAAUAUGCGAGAGCUAAUAAAGAUAUGCUGUUCGCAACGCGUCUUUUACAAGAAAAAUUAAAUGCUAACCAAACUGGGAAAGUUAAUGAACCAGGUAAUGAUAACUAUAAAUGUUCUACUUCUACGUCUUCUUCCGAUGAUAAAUAUAAUAUACAUGAUAAGGAGAAAGCCCAAGAAAGUUCUGACUUUGAGGAAAAAGUUACAGAUAGCUUUCGUUGGGCUCAUGAAGUGAUCUUAUUACUGUUAACAAUUUACAAAGAACAUGAAGAUAAAAUGACAUCUGGUAAAGUGUCUGUCAAAAAGUUUUGGAAUAUGAUAUCAAGUCUCUUAAUCGAAAAAGGUCACCAUAUUACUGGUACUCAAUGCAAAAGUAAAAUGGCUGGAUUGAAAAAUACUUAUAAAAAUGUCAAAGAUCACAAUGCAAAGAGCGGUAAUAACACCCGGACAUGGCGAUAUUUUGAUGUAAGUAUGUACAAUGUAUUUUAUUCAACACGUAUUUUUAUGCUUUUAAUAAAAUUAUUAGGUGUCCUACUUAUGGAUGAAAUGUUCAACAAAAAACCAUGGAUGGCUCCAGUUUCUACGUUAGAUACUGCUAAUCCAAUUCCAGUUUUUUCUGAGGAACAUGAUGAAAAUAAUGUCCUAUCCGCAACAAAAACAGAAUUGCCUAUUAAACGUAAAAACAAUAUUAAUACUGUUAUGUAUUCAAUGUAUCAUUGUUUAUUGCAAAAUAUUACAAUUAUAGGAAAAAGACGUACUGUAUUGGAACAAAUGUUUGAAGAAAAUAUAACUAUACGAAAAAAGAUGCAUGAAGAAGCAAUGGCACGACAAGAUAAACUGCUUGACAUUUUAAGUAAGGUACUUGAGAAGUAAUACGUGGUAUAAGUUGUCAAAAGAAGAUAAUACAAAAGAAGAUAAUUUUUCUUUAUAAGGAUUGUUAAAAUGUUAUGUUUCUAAGAAAACUUGUCUGUGAUUAGCAGAGGUGUGAUUAUUUAAAAAGAAAAACUUUUCUUUAUAUUGGUGAAGAAACAAUAGUUUAAUUUUGUUAUACCGUCAGUUUUUAUUAGAUAUCAGAUAUUAUCAUAGGUGAUAAUAUAUG
Vollenhovia emeryi is the source of this 1205-nucleotide messenger RNA. RefSeq lists its product as uncharacterized. The transcript has 6 exons. NCBI's taxonomy places the organism in Eukaryota, Metazoa, Arthropoda, Insecta, Hymenoptera, Formicidae. The record is from RefSeq and is a predicted model, not a curated record. Bases 8 to 979 code for a protein of 323 amino acids.